GAGCCAGAACGGGCUGGGCCCCUGAGGCAAGAUGGUGGACUACAGCGUGUGGGAUCACAUCGAAGUAUCGGACGAUGAAGACGAGACGCACCCCAACAUCGACACAGCCAGUCUCUUCCGCUGGCGACACCAGGCCCGGGUGGAGCGCAUGGAGCAGUUCCAAAAGGAGAAGGAGGACUUGGACCGGGGCUGCCGUGAGUGUAAGCGCAAGGUGGCUGAGUGUCAGAGGAAGCUGAAGGAGCUGGAGGUGGCCGAGGCCGUGGGCACCCAGGUGGAGCUAGAACGGUUGCAGACUGAGGUGCAGCAGCUGCGCAAGGAGGAAAGGAGCUGGGAGCAGAAGCUGGAGGAAAUGCGCAAGAAGGAGAAGAGCAUGCCCUGGAACGUGGACACACUCAGCAAGGACGGUUUCAGCAAGAGCAUGGUCAACACCAAGCCUGAGCAGGCGGAAGAGGACUCGGAGGAGGUGCGGGAGCAGAAACACAAAACCUUUGUGGAAAAGUACGAGAAACAAAUCAAGCACUUUGGCAUGCUCCACCGCUGGGACGAUAGCCAGAAGUACCUGUCAGACAAUGCCCACCUGGUGUGUGAGGAGACAGCCAACUACCUGGUCAUCUGGUGCAUUGACCUAGAGGUAGAGGAGAAGUGCGCGCUCAUGGGGCAGGUGGCCCACCAGACCAUCGUCAUGCAAUUCAUCCUGGAGCUGGCCAAGAGCCUGAAGGUGGACCCCCGCGCCUGCUUCCGGCAGUUCUUCACGAAGAUCAAGACAGCCGACCGCCAGUACAUGGAGGGCUUCAAUGAUGAGCUGGAGGCCUUCAAGGAGCGGGUGCGGGGCCGUGCCAAGCUGCGGAUCGAGAAGGCCAUGAAGGAGUAUGAGGAGGAGGAGCGCAAGAAGAGGCUUGGCCCUGGCGGCCUGGAUCCUGUCGAGGUCUACGAGUCCCUCCCUGAGGAGCUACAGAAAUGCUUUGAUGCAAAGGACGUGCAAAUGCUACAAGAUGCCAUCAGCAAGAUGGACCCCACCGAUGCAAAGUACCACAUGCAACGCUGCAUCGACUCUGGCCUCUGGGUCCCCAACUCCAAGUCCAGUGAAGCCAAGGAGAAGGAGGAGGCAGGGCCUGAGGACCCCUUGCUGGAAGCUGCCCCAAAACCAGACGAUGAGAAGGAUGUCAGUGCGUGACCUACGCUAGCCACUGCCCGCCUGCCUGCAGGCCCCCGCACUCCCCUUUUCAGAAAACAAAAAUAGACACCAGCUCCCCAGCUCCUGGCUUCCUCCAC
Molecule: messenger RNA, 1272 nt
Organism: Chrysochloris asiatica (Cape golden mole)
Lineage: Eukaryota; Metazoa; Chordata; Mammalia; Afrosoricida; Chrysochloridae
Gene: CDC37
Product: cell division cycle 37
Exons: 8
Coding region: 32-1174 (380 amino acids)
Biological process (GO): protein stabilization; protein folding
Cellular component (GO): cytoplasm
Molecular function (GO): heat shock protein binding; protein-folding chaperone binding; protein kinase binding
Source: RefSeq, a predicted model, not a curated record